AUGAAGAAUUUCUUGGUCAUCUUGGUUGUGUUAUCUACCGUGGCCCUGUGCUUGGCGAAGCCGAAAUGGAUAUGGUUCGAUGAGGAAGAGAAGAAUGGUGUGGAUUUCAACGAUGAAGUCUUGACAAGAGAAAAAGGAAAGAAUGAGGAGAAUCUGUUGAAAGAAUGGAAGAAAGCUUAUGAUCGUUCAGGAAAACAAGCAAAGUCAAAGCCUGUGUGCCGGGGAGGUUACUGUCCCCCAUCAUGAGCUAACACUAUAUAACUUUAAACUUCUAUAUAUAUUAACAUCAUACAGUAAUAAUUAUAUAAACAAUUCAUGAUAGUGAUAAUAUAUGCAUGUGUACGUCAAAGAUUUCUUUUUUGUGAAUGUAUUGUUUUUUCAAUUUUUCUUUGUUCAUUCCCAGGCCAAGUACUGGUGUGAGCGACCUUUUCUAUGCGAUUCGCUUCAAACUUUGCAUUUUUGCCAUUAUCUUCUCUUCAGUUAAAACAGUCGACGUUUUCACCUACGAUAAAGAUCUGAAAAUGAGUCGCUACUGCACAGAGAAAGGCCAUGUUUUGACAAUCUGACUCCAACUAAUUUGUAAAAGAACAGGAGGUUACACUGUGCAAAUACUUUUCAGAAUCCGUUUGCUUUAUUUAUUCUUAAUUCAAUUAAUCUUAAUAUUUAAAGAGUAAUCUAUGCUCUAAUCUUGACUAUAUUUGAUCUGUGGAUAAUUCUUUAAAUUCAAAAUUAUCUUCUGAACAUGCAUGUCUAUUGGUCAACAAUGGUGGUUUUGAAAUAUAGCAUGUAUUGUGAUUUUAUAACACUACACACAAAAUGCAACAAAUAUAACAAGCAUGCCAUCAUUUCUGGUCACAUCGGCUGAUUAGCGUUGUGAGGACAUAGGUAGCUCUUUCAAGUCAGAGUGCCUUUCACUUUUUUAGCAGACAUAGUCACUUUUUUCAGACAUAGGACGCGGCUCUUUCUCUUUGACUUUUCAAAGAGAACGUGUUUGUUAACUGUGACGACAUGUUCUGCGUUGAUCUCCUCCGAUAACUACUCCUGCUUUUACCAACGAAAGCGAGCAAAGUUUCCCUGUAGUCGGGUAGACGUAAGGCAUACAGAAUUGGGUUAGCCGCGAAAUUUAGCAUGGCAAUUGGUUCGUAGCAAUAUGAGAGGUAACGCAAUACUCCGCCUGUUUUACCUUGAUCAAAGUGGCCCAGUCUUGCCAAGAACUCUAGUUGUUUCAGUAAGAAAUAAGGAAAGGCGGUGAGGAAGAGAACCAGUGUAAGAAUGAUCACAGUCUUUGCGAUAUUCUUGUGCUUGGCAUUUUGAGGAUUUCCAGUGCUUCGUCCACUUCGAAUUAUCUCGAACGCAACUUGGAUAUUCAAGACUAUUUGAAUGACAAGUGCGAUUUGUAGUACGCCUAUACGAGCUGUCCAAAUUUUUAAGUUCGUCGUUUCUGGUAAAUAAAAAACGUAGGUGAUCUGACUGAAACCCAAUAAAAAUGCGAAGAGCCAAACUGCUAUGUCAACCAAUACGAUUUUUAGAGUGGUGAACCAAUAGCGACUUUUGAGCGGAAAUUUUGUGAUUGCGAAAAUUUGUACAGCGAGAAAUGUCAACCAUAGGAACGAAGCGGAAGAACCAAAACACCAGCCAAAAUAGGUGAUGUCAUAAUAUAACAAGCUUUCUUGGAUGAAAAACUGCUGACCCGAUAAAAAGAAAAACGAUAUGCAUGAAAUUAUAUCGGCAAUUGCCAGGUUGAGAAUAGUUACCCAUGGUCCUUUGCGAAGUAUUUUCAGAGGAUCGAUAGCCAUGGCAAUGAUUACAACAAAGUUGAGCAGUGCACCCGUUGCUACCACAGACAUAUCGACGAUAACGAUGUUUCUAUACUUUUCUUUGCUAAGGAAAUACCAUGGCU
Molecule: messenger RNA, 1900 nt
Organism: Paramuricea clavata
Lineage: Eukaryota; Metazoa; Cnidaria; Anthozoa; Malacalcyonacea; Plexauridae
Source: the annotation of a GenBank genome assembly